GGGAGGGCGGGGCGGAGCCGGCGCCUGCGCAGGGAGGGGGAAGCCCCGUGGCAGUGGCCGGCGCCGGACGUCACUUCCCGCAGGCGCGGUUCCACGUCCGGGUUGUGCUCGGUCCGGUCCCGGCCACCGCCUCAGAGCCGCCGGAGCCGCCGCUAUGAGGCUCUACAGCCUCAGUGUCCUGUACCGGGGCGACCCCAAGGUGCGGCUGCUGAAAGCGGCCUACGACGUGUCCACGUUCAGCUUCUUCCAGCGGUCCAGCGUGCAGGAGUUCAUGACCUUCACGAGCCAGCUGAUCGUGGAGCGCUCGGAGCUGGGCAGCAGAGCCUCUGUCAAGGAGCAAGAGUACCUCUGCCACGUGUACGUCCGGAACGAUGGCCUGGCCGGGGUGGUGAUCGCAGACAACGAGUACCCCCCGCGGGUCUGCUUCACCUUGCUGGACAAGGUGCUGGAUGAGUUCUCCAGGCAGGUCAGCAGAGCAGACUGGCCCUCGGGAUCCCCAGCGACCAUCACCUACACAGCCCUGGAUGGGCACCUCAGCAAGUACCAGAACCCCCGUGAUGCUGACCCCAUGACCAAAGUGCAGGCAGAGCUGGAUGAGACCAAGAUCAUCCUGCACAACACCAUGGAGUCACUGCUGGAGCGAGGGGAGAAGCUGGAUGACCUGGUCUCCAAAUCAGAGGUGCUGGGGGCACAGUCCAAAGCCUUCUACAAAACUGCCCGGAAGCAGAAUUCCUGCUGUGCCAUCAUGUGACACAGACCCCACAUCUCCUGCUCCGGACCUCCAGCCCCGCGCUGCCCUUCGGCAGGAGCCGCAGCGCGCGCCCAGGCCGGCACUG
Molecule: messenger RNA, 836 nt
Organism: Neopsephotus bourkii (Bourke's parrot)
Lineage: Eukaryota; Metazoa; Chordata; Aves; Psittaciformes; Psittacidae
Gene: YKT6
Product: YKT6 v-SNARE homolog
Exons: 8
Coding region: 155-751 (198 amino acids)
Biological process (GO): endoplasmic reticulum to Golgi vesicle-mediated transport
Cellular component (GO): Golgi apparatus
Molecular function (GO): SNAP receptor activity
Source: RefSeq, a predicted model, not a curated record